Messenger RNA from Lytechinus variegatus (green sea urchin), 1431 nucleotides. Its product is annotated as piggyBac transposable element-derived protein 4-like. The record is from RefSeq and is a predicted model, not a curated record. The coding region runs from base 1 to 1431 and encodes 476 amino acids. The transcript has a single exon. Lineage: Eukaryota; Metazoa; Echinodermata; Echinoidea; Temnopleuroida; Toxopneustidae.
AUGUCUAUCGUGGAUUUUACCAAGAAAUACGCCAACAAAGUUAUUUCUGCUGCGAAGAACAGAUAUGCACGGGACCAUGGGGAGGCAAUCCUCUCUCCUCGUUCUCGUUAUCGACAAUGGACCAAGCUGAGCCAGGAGUUGAACGUUCCAGUUAUGUUAGCAUUCCUCGCCUUAUUUUUGAAUAUGGGAAUGAUAAGGAAAUCUAGUGUUAGUGACUACUGGAACCAACAGGACUGGUCACAGUUCACACCAUGCUGGGCUGAGGUGAUGCCGCGUGACCAUUUCUUGCUCUUGAUGAGAUUUAUUCAAUUUUACGACUGCGAGGAUGAAGACGCUGAUGAGGAGGAUCCUGGGCGAAAGGUGCGAUUUGUCUAUGAGCACUUCAAUAGAGCCUUCUACGAACAUUAUGUUCCUCAUCAAGACCUAACAAUUGAUGAAGGCUUAGUUGGAUACCGCGGUCGUGCAGGAAUUAUACAGUUCAUGCCUCUGAAGAAGCACCACAAGUUUGGCAUCAAGAAUUAUGAACUCUGCGAGACUACAGGCUACACAAUUACGUCAUCGUUAUGUGCUGGUUCUGAGAUGAGGGUCCCUGAUCGUUACUUGGAUGAGUAUCCAAACAGACCGGACAACGUUGUAAGGAAGUUGUGUCAACGCCACGCAAAUAACUGGUGGCACAUAGCCAUGGACAAUUUUUACACUAAUGUCGAUCUCGUGAACGAACUCUAUGAGAGGAAGAUCCAAGUAACUGGGACAGUCAGAGUGAAUCGAAGACGUGGAAUCCCGACUUCAGUAAAGGAUGCGAGAAAUCCCGUCGGCAGUGUGUCAGCAUCGAGGAAGGGUCCUCUUCUUGCCAUAACGUUUCGGCAGAAAGCGUCACAAAAACAACCUGGUGUUUGUCUAUUAUCCACAAAAGGAAGUGCCCGAUGGGUGAAGAAAAAGACAGGCGAAAACGUUGCAACAGCGGACAAAAACGAGCAAUGCAUUCCACAGGUUGUACAUUUGUACAACCAUACUAAAAUAGGAGUAGACCUUGCUGAUCAGAAAGUUUACGAAUAUGAAGUUGAAAGGGCAACACGAAGGUGGACAUUGAAAGUCGCGAUGAGAUUUGUACAAAAGGCCAUCCUCAAUGCUUAUGUCAUUUACUGCAAAGUGAAUCCUUCGCCCAUCAACCGCAAGAAGUUUUAUAUCAAGGUAUAUGAGGCGAUGAUGGAACCAGUUAGAAGUGGAAGAUUACAAGGACCGAUGUCUCCCAGCACGGGAACGAGAGCGCAAGGGAAACGGAAAUGUGACUUCGGACAAUCGAAUAAGUAUCGCGAGUGUACAGUUUGCUCAGACAGGAAGGGUGACAAGCGUAAGAGAACAUCUUUUGGUUGCUUGAGAUGUGGAGUUGCCGUGUGUCCCAAGUGCUAUUCUCAACACAAGCCAAAGUAG